AUGGUGGUCACUUCUCCAUCAAAUGAUCCUCAAGCUAUCUCAAUGUCCGAAGAUGAGCGCCGCAAGGGAAAAUAUUCGUUCCAAACUCUAUCAAAAGCCCUUGGUGCGCUACACCAGGAUGGUUUAGUCGUCCUUAAGGGUGUCAUCCCGGUGGAGAUGAUUGACAAGCUCAACGCCAAGAUGUGCCAGGAUGCUGAUGAGAGGAUCAGUGACCCUUCCCAGGGCUACAACCAUGGAGUUAAAUCCAAUAUGCUUCAAAGGCCCCCAAUUACAAACCCCCAAUAUCUCAACCAGGAGGUGUUCUUCAAUCAGUUUCUCCUCCAGCUAGCAAACGCUUAUCUUGGACACCGUCCCGUCUUUAAUUGGCUCACUGCCAACACUGCGCUCGCUAACACUGGCGGGCAACGCAAACCGGUGCACAAGGAUGGAAGCUUCGACCAUCCCUUGUUCCCGUUUUGCUUCAUCGCGAACAUACCCUUAUGUGACUUCAGUGCUGAGAAUGGCUCCACUGAGUUCUGGCUAGGCUCUCAUGCGCAUACCACCUACAAAGACCAAAUGCUAGCCAAGACGCCGGAAGAUAUCGCCCCCUAUCCAACUGCCUACAUUGGGAGCCGAAUUCCUCCGGUUUUGGAAGAAAAGAAGGUCGAGAGAAUGAAAAUACGCCCACCAAUUCAGCCUGUGGUCAACAGAGGAGACAUCAUGAUCAGAGACAUCAGACUUUGGCAUGCAGGCAUGCUUAAUAAGAGCGACGCACACCGCAUCAUGCUCGGUUUGGGAUAUCAGAGUUCGGUGCAUCCUAACUAUACAUUGACCACGUAUUUACCUUUCUCUCAGAGGGAGUUCUUCAUGAAGUACGGUGGUGAAAACGUUGAACUACGAGCACAAUGA
Messenger RNA from Clonostachys rhizophaga, 888 nucleotides. NCBI's taxonomy places the organism in Eukaryota, Fungi, Ascomycota, Sordariomycetes, Hypocreales, Bionectriaceae. The record is from the annotation of a GenBank genome assembly.